AUGGUCGAUAUUGAGGCCCCUAUCAGCUCUGUCUUGUCGACAUCGGAGGCCACUCCGCAUCUGACUAUCAAUCAUGAUGUCGCCGACGAUCUAGACUCUAGCAAUGCCUUUGAAGGACCGGAGAAGCUGCUGGAGGUCUGGUUUGCCCCCAGCCCCUCGGCGCUUCCCGCUGGAGCCAACGAGAAUGGCCUGAUGGUUGUCCCCUCCCAGACCUGGAAGGAGAUGCUUCAGCUCGUCCACUGCGAGGUUCUCUCGGUUGUCUCGUCCGAGCAUAUGGAUGCCUACUUGCUCUCCGAGUCGAGCAUGUUCGUCUUCCCUCAUAAGCUGAUCCUGAAGACUUGCGGGACUACCACCCUGCUCCUCGGGCUCAGGCGGCUCCUGCGCAUCGCAGCUGUCGAGGCUGGGUUUCCCUUCCACAAUGUUGCAGACAUCAAGGAUGAGGCCGCCAUGGCCUCUCCGUACCGCGUCUUCUAUAGCCGCAAGAACUUCCUGUUCCCGGACAAGCAGCGCGGUCCCCAUCGCAGUUGGAACGACGAAGUCAAGUUCCUCGACAACCUCUUCGAUGGCGGUAGCGCCUAUCUCGUUGGGAAGAUGAACGGCGACCACUGGUACCUUUACAUCACCACUCCGGACCCGCAGAUUACUCCCCCACGCACUCCGGGCAGUAGCAAGGAGAACAGCCCCACCCGUCCCUCCAAGAUCCCUACGGGCAUCAUGUCUUCUUUCCCACAGGUCAGGGCCGGGGACGAGUACCAGGACGAGACGCUGGAGAUCCUCAUGACAGACCUCGACCCCGAAAAUGCCAAGCAGUUCUAUCUGUCGCACGCGAGUGCGGUCGCGCGCGAGCGGGUUCCUGUGCAGGCUGAAGAGGCGAGGAAGGAGGCAUCGGAUGUUCCCGGGGCCGACGACGCCCCUGACAAUAAGAAUGACGAAACUUUCGAUGUGUUUGCCAAUGGUGUCAACGCUGGUGGCGACCAAGCCCCCACUGCUGAGGUCGAGGAGCUCACCUCGGAGGGCCACGCCCUCGGAACCGUUGUUUCUCAGAACUGCGGCCUGUCCGAGGUCUACCCCACGUCCAAAUACCCUGACGCGCGCGUUGACGCCUAUUUGUUUUCCCCGUGCGGCUUCUCCGCCAACGCCGUCAUUCCUGCCCCGGUCGACGCCGACGCAGAGGUUAAUGACGCCGUCAAGAAGACCGCGGGCGCCACGCACUAUUUCACCGUCCACGUGACGCCCGAGCCGAACUGCAGCUUCGCUUCGUUCGAGACCAAUGUCCCCGGGGGGCAGAACGGCCGCGAGACGGGCGAGGUCAUCGAGCACGUGGUCGGCAUCUUCAAGCCGGGUCGCUUCAUCGUCACACUGUUCGAGGCCAAGGGCGCCGGGGCGGCGCGCAGCCCGGACCCAUACGGCCUGCGCAAGAACCGCAGCGAGGUUAUCGGCGGGUACAGGCGCGUCGACCGCAUCGUCCACCAGUUUGACGACUACGACCUUGUGUUUGGGUUCUUCCAGAGGGAUGGCUGGGUCGAUUUCGGCGGCGCCAGGGUCGGCGAGGAGUCGCCCCGCUCGUCUGUUCACAUGGAGCUCUAG
Diaporthe citri is the source of this 1587-nucleotide messenger RNA. RefSeq lists its product as uncharacterized. Lineage: Eukaryota; Fungi; Ascomycota; Sordariomycetes; Diaporthales; Diaporthaceae. Gene Ontology annotation, molecular function: adenosylmethionine decarboxylase activity. Gene Ontology annotation, biological process: spermine biosynthetic process; spermidine biosynthetic process. The transcript has a single exon. The record is from RefSeq and is a predicted model, not a curated record. Bases 1 to 1587 code for a protein of 528 amino acids. Gene Ontology annotation, cellular component: cytosol.